Molecule: messenger RNA, 1233 nt
Organism: Podarcis raffonei (Aeolian wall lizard)
Lineage: Eukaryota; Metazoa; Chordata; Lepidosauria; Squamata; Lacertidae
Product: F-box/LRR-repeat protein 8-like
Exons: 2
Coding region: 1-1140 (379 amino acids)
Molecular function (GO): protein binding
Source: RefSeq, a predicted model, not a curated record
AUGCCUAAGCUGGCAAAAGUCCUUUGGAACUGUAUCCCAGGGGAAAUUCUGGCCCACAUAUUUUCCUUCUUGCCUGCCAGAGACAGAUACAACGUUGUGCAUGUGUGUGAGCGCUGGGCCUCAGAAAUGCAUUCCAGUUCUGUUUGGGAUUUUACAGAAAUUGGUUUUGACACAGAGGAUGAGGACGACGAGUGCCUGUUGCAGUGGUUACAGCCGUUCCUAGGCCUCAUCAGACACCUGCAGUUGGUGGUUGAGCAGUCCCUGGACCUGAACCGGAAACAAGCCACAGGCAUCUUGGACACAUUGGCCUGUCGGAGCUGCAGGUUGCAGGGGCUCUGUAUUGUAUGCCUGGGAAUAAGCCCCUAUUUCUAUUCCGGCCAAGAUGUCCUGCAUAGCAUCCGGAGUAUCUGCCAGAGCAGGAAUGGGAUUGAUCUCCAGUAUAUUGACUUGCGGCAAAUGCCUUUCACUCUGGACAAUGGGACUGUUCAGAUGAUUGCAUCCAGCAGCCCAAACCUGCACACCUUGUUCAUCAACAACCAAGCACCUGGUCCAAUGAUUCUCAAGCCAGACACCAUCUCUGAUGUUCUGAGGACCUGCCCUAAGUUAUCUGCCUUGGGGGUCUGCUAUGCCAGCUUAUCUGAGAAGAUGUUUUGGGAACUGCUGAAACCGAACAGAGGGCCGUUCCGGUUUCUGGACCUUUUCUAUGAAGGCCUGGACGUCAACAUUCCCAAAGAGCUUUGGGCUAUGGUGAGUGAGAAGCACCCACAGUUCCGCGUGAGGCUGGAGUUUGCUCCAACAGUCCCUAUAAGGAAGAUGCUUGUGGUACUGAAGCCAACCAUCCCCGUGGCCGCUUUGCAUUUUGACACACCUCUGCACAUGGCUGAUCAGGUUAAGUUCAUUGCCAGCACCUACAGCAGGACUUUGGAGAGGCUGGUCCUUUACAACGCCCCCUCUGCUGACCUCAACGCUUCACUAAUAGAACUGGCAGGAAAGUGUGUGCAUCUGAAAGAGGUUCACUGUUACUCUGCAGUUAGCGAAGCAGUGGUAGAAGCUUUUAUUUUACACUGCCCAGGUUUGAAAAAAUACACCCUGUCAGCACAGAAGUUCUCUUUUGAUAUUCCACCAGCAGUCGUUCCGUGAUUUGACCAAAAUGAGAGUUCAUGCACACUUGUGCCCUGAAAGAGCAGCAACAUUAUUUGGCAUAAACAGCAUAAAAGUAGUCGGUUGCUGUUU